This is a messenger RNA of Planococcus citri (citrus mealybug), 2027 nucleotides long. Its product is annotated as RNA-binding protein 28. Gene Ontology annotation, molecular function: mRNA binding. Lineage: Eukaryota; Metazoa; Arthropoda; Insecta; Hemiptera; Pseudococcidae. The record is from RefSeq and is a predicted model, not a curated record. Bases 104 to 1882 code for a protein of 592 amino acids. The transcript has 8 exons. Gene Ontology annotation, cellular component: nucleolus.
UUAAUCAGUCGUUCGUGUUUUCUUCCGUUUUUAUAAAAAUACAGAAAUGGAAAGAGUAAAAUUUACAUAUUUUUGAUUGAAAUAGUGUUCAUUAUAAGCUAUUAUGACUAAAGUACGAAAGAUUAAGUUCAAAUCCAAGGAAUCCAAAGCACAGAAGAAACCACCAAACCCUAAGAAGGGUCGUUUGAUUAUUCGAAAUCUUCCUUUCUCGAUCUCAGAAGAAGCAUUGAAAGAGCAUUUCUCAUCGUACGGUGAAAUACAAGAUGUGAAUUUACUAAAGAAACCCGAUGGCAAAUUGGUCGGUUGUGGUUUCGUGCAAUUUGCUCGCAAACAGAGCGCAGCUAAAGCUAUUCACUACACGAGUGGAAAACCUCUUCAAGGUAGAGUCAUCGUUGUUGAUUGGGCUGUACCAAAGGAUAAAUUUGCCAAACCGAAAAUAUCUUCCAAAGCACCUAAAACUGAAGUAAAAGACGAACCCAAUGAUGAAGAACCUCUCGCAGAAGAACACUCUGAUGAUGAUGAAAGUAUCAAAAGUGAACCAGAAUCUGAAACCAGUAUCAAGGAUGAAGCAGAUGAAGAUAGUGACGAUGAAGUAGAUAAAGAUAGUGACGAUGAAUCCGAAUCUGAAGGAAGUAUCGAUAACGAAGAUUAUAUUUCGAUCAAAAACGAAGAUUCUGUAAUUAGCGAAAAACCUCGUCCAAAACCUUCUCACGAUAUUAACGAAGGAAAAACCGUGUUUUUGAAAAAUGUCCCCUUCGACGUUACUAAUGACGAAUUACGAGCUUUCAUCACCGAAAAAAUUGGUCCCGUUUAUUUCGCUGCUGUGUGUAUGGAUCCGCUGACUGAACAUUCUAGAGGAACUGCUUUUGUUAAAUUCAAAGAUACCAGUAAUGCUGAGAAAUGUCUGAAUGCCGGUUCGGAAUUGAAAUUUAAAGGAUGUACGAUGGAACCAUUGCCUGCCCUCGAUAAAAAAGAUUUAUUGGAUAAAAGAGAUAGACAUCCGGAUAAGAAAAAAGACAAUCGGAAUCUAUAUUUAGUUAAAGAAGGAGUUGUGAUAGCUGGUACUUCAGCGGCCAAAGGUGUUUCUAUGGGUGAUAUGAAAAAACGUCUAGAACUAGAAAUGUGGAAGAGUAAUAUGCUGAGAGACUUGAACAUGUUUAUCUCUAGAACUAGAUUAAUAAUUCAUAAUUUACCAUUGCAAUACGACGAUAAAAAGCUACGAACGUUGUUUAAAAAACAUUCGCCACCGAAAUCUAAAAUCAUCGAGGCUAAAGUUAUGCGAAAUCUUAGACAACUGGAUAAAGACGGUAAACCAAUAUCUAAAGGAUACGGAUUUGUAUCAUACACCGAACACGAACAUGCUUUAACAGCUCUACGAACAGUAAACAAUAAUCCAAAUGUUUUCCAUACAAAUAAGAGACCUGUCGUCGCUUUCUCUAUAGAAAACCGUGCUGUGCAUACGAUUAAAAAGAGACGUGCUGAAAAAAGCAAACUAAAUAAUCCUUUGUGUCCGGAAUCGAAGAAACCUAAUACGAAAGAGGAACAAAAACCUAAAUUUCAAUCGAAGAAAAGACGUUAUAGGAGUGAUAAUGUUCCUACGUUUGCCGGAAUGGAAUCACAUCCUGGUCACACAAAGUUACCUUCGAAAAGAAAAAUUCAAUCUCAACGAGAAAUACAUACGGGAAUCGUCAGAGAAGCUAAAAAGGAUAAUAGAAGACAGAAACAAAUUUUGCAAACUAGAAAAGAAAAGAAACGCGAUCCUAAAAUCAAACGAAAAGCGAAGAGAGAUUUCAACGAAAAACAAUUCAACUCUAUGGUUAAUAAAUAUAAGCAGAAGAUUCUACCUAAUGUUUCGUUAAAGAAAUGGUACGAGAGUAAAUGAAAUGAAUUCGAGUUUCAUAUAAAUAUUUCAUAAAAAUAAAUUACAUCGUUUUUUAAAACAUUUAUUUUUUAUCCUUCAAGAAAAAACAAUAGGAGCGUAGCUUAUCAUUUAAAUAUUGAGAAAUAAAUUUUGUUACGAGUGUUAA